AUGUUCAUAACAAUCAUGGCGGAGAAUGAAACUCUGGAUUGUAUAACGGAGCACGAGCGGAUUUUGCAGGAAAUUGAGAGUACAGACACUGCGUGUGUCGGCCCUACUCUCCGGUCUAUUUAUGAUGACCAGCCUAAUGCCCAUAGACGCUUCAUGGAAAAGCUGGAUGCCAGGAUAAGGAACCAUGAUCGUGAGAUUGAAAAGAUGUGCAAUUUCCACCAUCAAGGCUUUGUGGAUGCAAUCACGGAGCUUCUUAAAGUCCGUGCUGAUGCUGAGAAACUUAUGGUAGCUGUGAUCAUGGCCGCUGUCUUUGUUUUUGGCCCUCCUGCUAUGAUACUGUGGCCUUUGCUGGAGAUGUACAGCAAACUGAAGGAGCAGCUGGAAUCCAAAAGAUAUUAUGCUGCUCUGAAAACCAUGGAGCAGCUGGAGAAGAUCUAUAUUCCCAGGGUCAGUCACUAUAGGUUCUGUCAGAUCAUGGCUGAAAACCUGCCCAGGCUGAGAGAGGAAAUAAAAGAGAUUUCCAUGUCGGACCUCAAGGACUUUCUGGAGAGUAUCCGCAAGCACUCAAACAAAGUUGGGGAGACAGCAAUGAGACAGGCACAGCAGCACCGGACAUUUAACAGUGUAGUAGCAAAGCAGGAGAGCGGGGGCCACUACACCAAACCUCUGUACUCCCUGAAUGGAAGGACCAAUACUCACAUUCCCAACGGCCUGCUGAUGGAUGACCCUGGAGAUGAAGAGGAAGCUGAUGAAGAGGUCCUUACAGCUCAGGACCUGGUGGACUUCUCGCCUGUUUAUCGGUGUCUACAUAUUUACACAGUGCUUGGCGACCGAGAAACAUUUGAGAACUACUACAGGAAACAGAGAAAAAAACAGGCCCGGCUGGUACUGCAGCCACAGGCCAACAUGCAUGAGACGGUGGAAGGCUACAGAACAUACUUCAAUCAGAUCGUAGGGUUUUUUGUUGUGGAGGACCAUAUCCUCCAUGCCACGAAGGGCCUGGUGACCAGAGCCUACACGGAUGAACUGUGGAACAUGGCCUUAUCCAAGAUCAUUGCUGUGCUGCGCACACACUCAUCAUAUUGUGAGGACCCAGACCUGGUUUUGGAGCUGAAAAACAUGAUAGUUAUCUUCGCUGACACAUUACAGGGUUAUGGAUUCCCAGUCAACCGACUCUUUGACUUGCUGUUCGAGGUCAGAGACCAGUACAAUGAGACCCUGCUGAAGAAAUGGGCCCUGGUUUUCAGGGAGAUCUUUGAGCUGGACAACUACAGUCCCAUCCCGGUGGAAACGGAGGAGGAGUAUAAGCUGGUGGUCAGCCGCUUUCCCUUUCACGACGCCGAGGUUGAAAAGCAGGACUUUCCCAAGAAGCUGCCUAUGUCCCAGUCUGUCCCUCAGAUCUAUUCCCAGGUCAAAGAGUUCAUUUAUGCUAGCCUCAAGUUCUCAGAGUCCCUGCAUCGCAGUUCAACAGAAAUUGACGAUAUGUUGAGAAAAUCAACCAACCUGCUACUAACAAGAACUCUGAGCAGCUGUCUUCAAAACCUGAUAAAAAAACCUCACAUAGGACUGACAGAGCUGGUGCAGAUUAUCAUUAACACCACCCACCUGGAGCAGGCCUGCAGAUAUCUGGAGGAGUUCAUAACGAAUAUCACCAACGUCUCUCCAGAGACAGUCCACACCACAAGGCUCUAUGGCCUGUCCACAUUUAAGGAUGCUCGGCAUGCUGCAGAGGGAGAGAUUUACACCAAACUGAACCAGAAGAUUGACGAGUUCAUCCAGCUGGCAGACUAUGAAUGGGGCAUGGCUGAGUCAGAUGGACGAGCCUCCGGAUACCUGAUGGACCUCAUCAACUUCCUGCGCUCCACUUUCCAGGUCUUCACGCACCUUCCAAGUAACAACAAUGACCAUGCAUCAAUGUCGGGCAAGGUGGCACAGACAGCUUGCAUGUCUGCCUGUAAGCAUCUCUCCACAUCCCUGAUGCAGAUGCUGCUGGACACAGAGCUCAAACAGAUCAGUAUGGGGGCCAUUCAGCAGUUCAACCUGGAUGUCAUUCAGUGUGAAUUGUUUGCCAGCUCAGAGCCAGUUCCUGGUUUCCAAGGAGACACGCUCCAGCUGGCCUUCAUUGAUCUGCGACAGCUCCUGGACCUCUUCAUGGUCUGGGACUGGUCCACCUACCUAGCAGACUAUGGCCAGCCAAACUCUAAAUACCUGAGGGUGAAUCCAGCCACGGCCCUGGCUCUACUGGAAAAGAUGAAAGACACCAGCAAGAAGAACAACAUCUUUUCCCAGUUCAGGAAGAAUGACAGAGACAAGCAGAAGCUGAUUGAGACUGUGGUCAAACAGCUGCGGAGCCUGGUCAACGGCAUGUCCUCCUAAACACACACACGGACCUGCACGUGUGGGUGUGAGUGUGUGUGUGU
This is a messenger RNA of Menidia menidia (Atlantic silverside), 2420 nucleotides long. NCBI's taxonomy places the organism in Eukaryota, Metazoa, Chordata, Actinopteri, Atheriniformes, Atherinopsidae. The record is from the annotation of a GenBank genome assembly.